AUGAACGCCUAUAUAGAGAUGGGUACGAGACGUGAUCCGCGCCGACCGUUGCCGCCCUCGAAGACCGCACACGAGGCCACAGUCAGGGAUCGAUCGCCGCUAAGACCGCAGCACAACUGCACACAUGGGUCGGACACGUGGCCACCGCUGGCGCCCUCACCACCGGUUGUCAGCUCAACGAGCCGUCGAUCGCCGGAGACCACAGUCGUUGAGCUCCAGAAGCAGAUCAAUGCGUUGACGGCCGACAGGACCCGACUCUCGGAGGACAACCAGACGCUGAGGGCUGCGCUCGAGGAGACGGACGCCAAGUUGGCGCUGAAGACACGUGAGCUGACCAUUCAGGUGAACACAUUGAAGUCUGAGAAUGCGCUGAUCGUCAAAGAGAGGGCCGAGUUGUCCGCCAAAGUGGCCGACAAUAAGAAGUUUCUGGACUUCUAUAAGCAAAAGAAAGACAAGGAACUGACGCUGAAGACCGGCACCACAGUCAAGGAGUUGGCCAAUGAGCGCAAGCGAAUCAAACAUCUCGAACAGCAGAUCCAAACCAUGAUCGCCGAGAAGGAUAAGGACCGCAAGAGUAGGUCUGAGAUGAAGGCCGACUUAAUGACCGCUCAGAAGGCCAGGGAUCAGACCGAAGAAAAGUACAGACAAUUGGUCCGCAAGUAUAAGGAGACGCGCGAGAAGUUCGAGACCUAUAAGAGAGGAAUAAGAGCGGCGGCCGAAGUGGCGACCGUUCCCGUAGUGGUGGCCGACACUCGUCAACAGCAGCAACAGAUGCGAGACUUGAAAGAGCAGUGCCAGAGAGCGGAGCAGCAGCUGAUGGCCAGUCGCCAACUCGUGACCGAACUCGAGACCAAAGUGGCGGCGCAACAAAAGUCGUUUGACGUCCAGUUGGGUGCGCUUAAGAGACAGAAUAAGCACUUCCAGGACUCGGCAAACAUGAGCAAAAUACGAUUAGUGAAAGUGGAAUAUCUCCUCCAACGUGUGGAUCAGAUGCAUAAAUUGACGUCCAAUCGGGUGGCGGACACCGUCGACAACAACGGCGAUGAAGUGAUGGACGAGAUCGCGGCGGCGGUAAAGGAAGUGUUGGACAGAAAGCGCAUAGAGUUGAACGAACGCAACACUGCGGCCGCGGCCGACGGCGCCCGACAAAUGUUGAUCCAGAGAGAGGUGUUUGAACAGAACGCCGACCGCAUCAGCACAAACCCAAAUGAAAAAAAGAAUUGCCCGGAGCCGCACUGCGACAAGCAGUAUGUCGGCCACAUUCACCUCCAGAAGCACAUCGCGGCCAAACACCCAUACCUCGCAGCGGCCACUAUUGUCUCACCGGCCGUACCGAUGGACACAACCAGCGCCUCGAUGUCCACUUCCUAUUCGUCGACUCCGUCCAACUCUUUCCGGUCCACAGCCGGCCCGUCGGCGACCCCCUCACGAGCCGCUAACAGCGCCCACACGUCGACCCCCUCCACAGGUGCUAACGUCACCUAUACGUCGACCCCCAUCGCCAUCGGUGGUAAUGUCAUCGACGAGAUAAUCAUUGACGAUGACUGAGCAUUACUGAAGACUACUAUAAGCACUCAAUCAGUUACAGUCAAUCAUCUGUUCCUUCAUUUUAA
Medioppia subpectinata is the source of this 1613-nucleotide messenger RNA. Lineage: Eukaryota; Metazoa; Arthropoda; Arachnida; Sarcoptiformes; Oppiidae. The record is from the annotation of a GenBank genome assembly.